GGCAACCCGCAGUACAUGCAUGUGAUAUCGUAUUUGUUAACGCAGCAUAACUACGGCCACCCUGCAUCGCCUUAAUGCAUUUUGUAUAAUUCUUAGAACAUAGAUUGCAGCGUUGCAUUUUUGUUUAACGAUAAGUUUAUAGUUUAAGUUUUCAUUCUGGAUGUAGAGAGCACAUAUUAAAGACGUUUAAAUUAAAUCUUGUCUUUUUAAAAAACGUCCUUCGGUCCGUCGAAAUUUGAGUGGCGCAGCCGGUAGGAUACUCGAUAAUAUCCUGCUGCCGAGCUAACACUAUAGCCUAUAAAAGGAUCUGUGAUAGUGCGGUGCUUGUACGAGUAUCCUCGAACCAAAUAAAUAACUCUCCCGCGACGCGUACGCGUAAAACUCAAUCGCUGAAGUGAAACGCGUACUGUGACCUCAAGGACGAGCAUCCAGGAUCAUAAGUGAAGGACAUGGGAGCGAGCAGUCUGUUACUAAUUUUGGCGAUCCACGUGAUCCAAAACCAGGGUCUUCAACUGCACCAGAUUAAACGGAACCCCGGAAUACUACCUCUCCGUGAAGGCUAUGCAGUCGUCAGCAAUGACACAUGGAGAGUUAUUAAGGUUUUAGAUUUAAAGUUAAUAUAUGAAGAUUUAGAAUUUAAUAUAAAUAGUUAUCUAUCAUUUAGAAAUCAGGUUCAUAGUUGUAUUGAUAUACAAGCGUUAGGUUCCGAUUUUAUUACAACAGAAUUACAAACAGAUUAUCAUAUGAAUUAUACUAUUGAUAAAUUUGAACAAUUAAUUCCGUCUUCUAGAUCUAAACGUGGUUUAUUAAAUCCACUUGGUUCAGUUAUAAAAAUUAUCACCGGUAACCUCGACAACGAAGAUGCUAUACAAUUUGAAAACACUAUUGAAAAAUUAAAGACUAAACAAGACUCUAUAAUACAUAAGAUGACGAUCGUUACUGAGAUGGUGGGUUCGUUAUUAAAUGUAGCUGAAAUAUCUAAUAACAAUUUCAUUGCAAUCCAGAAUAAGCUAAAUGUAAUUGAUUCGCUUUUAAAUGACACAAAUUUACAUCAAAGGACUAAUGAAAUUAUACAUACACAUUCUGCAUUCUUACAUAAUUUUAUGUCUCUUUACGGGUUGAAAACCAUGCCACUUUCACAACCAUGCAAAGAAAUAGAUGAAGACCGGUUCCUAUGCCCGGAAAUACUGACAUCAACAUUAUAUAAAGACGAUUGUUUAGCUGAUCUUUUGCGGCUAUCUACAAAUGUUUCCAGUUGUCAGCCGAUUCCCAUUUCCAUAGAUGACGUGAAAAUCGACAAUGUUCUGCCAAAUAGAUGGAUACUAUACGUAAAUGUGGAAACAGUACUUACCAAGGUCUGUGAAAACGAGGUAACCCAAGAAUUCCUUCAUGGGCGGGUAACGCAAGAAUGCGGCGUGCGUGCGGGCGCCGGGGCGCGCGGUGGUGGGGGUUGCGUCGCGGUGCGGGGCGGCGCGGGUAGCGCGUGCCGCAGUAGCGUGGAGGCGCCGUCGCGGCCGCUCGCCUGCCUGUCCGCCAGCCCGGACGCGAACACGGAACAGCGGGACCGCGCGGACGCUCUGUCGGCUUUCGAACCGCGCAACUACCACUUGACUAGUGCCAAACCUUCAGGUUCAAUCACACAGGAGACGAUAUGA
Molecule: messenger RNA, 1655 nt
Organism: Colias croceus (clouded yellow)
Lineage: Eukaryota; Metazoa; Arthropoda; Insecta; Lepidoptera; Pieridae
Exons: 5
Coding region: 450-1655 (401 amino acids)
Source: RefSeq, a predicted model, not a curated record